UGUGACAAUGAACAACAACCACUACAAUAGCUCCCUGGGCGUUGGUGUUGGCAACACCAUGAACUCCUACCCACUCACCCUGGAGCAAAAAACUGCCUUCGCUUUCGUGGGCAUGCUAUUCAUUUUCCUGGGGCUUCUCAUUGUGCGAUGUUUCCGAAUCCUCCUAGACCCUUACAGCAGUAUGCCAUCCUCAACAUGGGCAGAUGGAAUGGACGGGCUAGAGAAGGGGACCUUUGAGUAUGCCUUGGUGUGA
Carcharodon carcharias (great white shark) is the source of this 253-nucleotide messenger RNA. It is a transcript of the gene ctxn2, whose product is annotated as cortexin 2. The record is from RefSeq and is a predicted model, not a curated record. NCBI's taxonomy places the organism in Eukaryota, Metazoa, Chordata, Chondrichthyes, Lamniformes, Lamnidae. Bases 8 to 253 code for a protein of 81 amino acids. The transcript has a single exon.